Molecule: messenger RNA, 2535 nt
Organism: Besnoitia besnoiti
Lineage: Eukaryota; Apicomplexa; Conoidasida; Eucoccidiorida; Sarcocystidae
Exons: 13
Coding region: 1-2535 (844 amino acids)
Source: RefSeq, a predicted model, not a curated record
AUGCGAAAGCGACAUGACGGCGGGGCGGACCCGCCAGCUUUACCUCUCCCUGACAGUAGUCCGACGCAGAACCAGGUUGUAGCGCCGCACAUUGCUCCCUUGCCUUCAUCCCCCCCGUUGUCUUCUUCGUCGGCGCCGUCCUCUGCUUCCGCUCCCUCUGCAUCCGCGUCAUCAUCAACUUUCGCGCUUGCAUCACCCUCUGUGGCUGAGGCCGCAUCUUCUUCAUCCUCUGCGGCCUCUGUGUCCGGGUCCUCUGCUUCUGGAGGCCGGCACCCAGCUGGCACGGCUUCUCUUGCUUCGGUCUCUCCCUCCGUUCUUCUCGCGGAGAGCCUUGCCUCGUCUUUGCCGUUCUUGCCGCAUUCCGAGGACUCGUCGUCUCCAUCGCCGCGCACGUCUUCUCCCGCGAAAGAGGAAGCAAUGAAAAUGCACGCCGGCGCUUCCGCUGCUUCUCCCCCUCUGCAGCCUGCCGGAGACUCGCGGGCCCCUGGAGGCUACGACGAGAAGCCUCACGACGCUCUUCUCCCCGCCCCAGACCGGGAGAUUGGCUCGUCGGCUCUCCUGCCGCCGUCGGUGACUUCCAGCGCUGCCGCAGCCUCCCCGCCAGAUGCGACCUCGCUUUAUGGCCAAGCGCAGCUGAUGCGCUCGGCCUCCGACCGAGGGGAGAGGCUGAGCAGGGACAGUCGGAGCCUCUCGCGCUCGAUGGCCCAGCCGCGGUGGUCGCUGGGACCCUUUGGAGCCCAAGGCUUUCGCGCCGCGGCCGCGGUCGCGGGCGUCCCCGCGCUGCGGCUCGAUAGCCUGCGGAGAAACGGAGACGAACAGGAUGCGGAAGACGACUGGGUAGAAGCGGGCGAUGGAGCCUCGGCCGCACGCGCUAGCAGGGAUGGAGAGGAGCGUGGCAAUGCGACGGAAGAAGAGCCAGAGGAUGAGAAAGCGAGUGAAGACGGCCGUGAACACGAUACGGUGCUCGAAUUCUGCGGAAGCGGUGCCGACAUGCCAGACUCGAUGAUUCUGGGAGACGAAUCCGACGAGGCCUCGGAGGAGGCAGUGAGCAUCCCGCCGCCCGAGGGCGAUGAGGACAGCGAGGCAGAGAGCACGGCGCCUGAGUCGCUCUCUCCGGAGGAUAUGCUGUACGAGGGUGGCGUCCAUCCGCGCCGCCGGAGUGCUUCAGACGACUCCGUUGCCGCUCUCCAGGGCUUCAACUUCCUCUACACCAGUGCACUUCAGAAGUCAGGCAUUUCGUGUUGCGGCUAUUUGAAGAAGCGAAGUCCGAACAGAUUCGCAGGAUGGCAGCGGCGCUGGUUUGUGCUGAAGGACAAGCGUCUCUUGUACUACAGACAGACGGGGGAUCGCACGCCGGCGGGGCGAAUCGAUCUGGAGCUCGUUAAAAUCAAAAUUGAGUGCCUCUGGGAUCCGCGGCGGUUCCACGGUGGCCUCCUCUGCCACAGCAGCAGCCUGCUGGAGCCCUCGGCGGGCAGCUACUCUGUCGCAAGUGGAUGGAUGGAAUUGAUUUGCUGCGGGAGCGGUCCGAAGGGUUCGCAGCUCGUGGGGGCGACGAACGACCUGCAAAAGGAAGUUCGCUUCCGUUUGAAACCCGUGGGCAGCAAGCGCGUCUUCGAGCUCGCGGGGCCGUACGCCGAAGUGGUGGAGUGGAUCGACAAGUUGAGGCAAGUCGUGAAGGCCUGCAACGUCUCGGAGCGCGACGUCUGCCGCGUCACUAGGCAGAGGGGCUUCUGGAAAGUCGAGAGGAUCUCCCCGGCCAAGUUCGAAGAAGUUGUGGACACGGGAGAUAUCAUUCUGUUCAGAACGAAGAAGUUCCACGCGCAACUGCAGCGCGCGGUGACUCGAGGGCACUACGACCACCUUGGCAUGAUUCUGAGGAGUCAAGAGAACGCCAUCUUUCUGCUCGAGAGCAUGGGAGAUACUGGGGUAAUUAUGACUCCGUGGAGGACCUUCGUCCAGGCCAAAUGGUACACGGCCUAUCGCAAAAUGGUCUUGCGUCGCCUCCGAUGGCCGAGGGAGCAGAAACAGCUGGACAGGCUCCUCGUGUUUCUCAAAAACGUCGUCGGAAGAGGCUAUGAGCUCACGUUCAAGAAGCUGUUCGCCAGUGGCCUCACCCCUUCGGCUGAUAAUCCGGAUAAGGGCUUUUUCUGCUCCGAGCUCGUCGCGGCGGCUCUCAAGGAGAUUGGCGCUCUUCCUGAGGAUGCGCUGUGCGCGCGCUACUGGCCCCAGAGUUUCGCGGCAGGAAGUAAUUUAAAGCUCUGUGACGGCUACGAGCUCGACGAGGAACUCAUGGUUGACUUUUGUCUGCGCUCGGCCGGAAAAAGGCGCCCGCGACUCAGAAAGAAGCUCGAGGGCCGCACAGUGCCGCUGCCAAACCGGAACAAGAUCGAGGAGUUGCCGGAUAAUGCCUCCCCACAGGUGGCAGCCACUGGCGAGUCGUUGGGCGUUAAUGGAGCGUCCUUUUUAGGCAGCGCGGCUGUUCAGAGAGAAGAACGCGCUCCAGCCGAGAACACGCCGCUGGAUAACGAACUCUAA